GUGCGACACGUCAUCUGAGCGCUGCUAUUGGUUGGAGCGCAGUAAACAUCUGAAAAGCCGGAUCUGGUGGUGUGAGGAGGAAGCGGCGGUGUCAGCAUGGAGAUGGGCGAUCAGGAGGUGCCGCCCGCCCAGCAAGAACUAGAAAUGGACUUCACCAGCUUCCUGCAGGAGACAGUGGGUUCGGCUCUCUCCAGCUACGGAUGGUUCAUCCUAUUCGGCUGCAUCCUUUUGUAUAUUUUGAAGCAGAAAUUUUCAUCCAACUUUAGCUCUCUCCUCGCCAGCGCACAGACGGCGCCAGCAGACCCAGAUGAAGUGGUCAGAAGACAGGAAGCAGUGGCUGCAGCCAGGCUGAGGAUGCAACAGGAGUUGGAUGCUCAGGCAGAAAGAUAUAAAGAGAAGCAGAGACAGCUGGAAGAAGAGAAGAGGCGGCAGAAGAUUGAGAGCUGGGAGAGCAUGAAGGAAGGGAGGAGUUACAAGGUGGCUUCUCCCAUCAGUCAGCCGCAGGAGCCAUCUGCAAGCACCUCGGCGUCGUCCUCUGCCCCGAAACCGAAACCGGAUCGGAGACCUCUUAGAGACGCCGGUUAUAAUCCUCUGACAGGCUCUGGAGGAGGCACUUGUGCUUGGAGACCGGGACGCAGAGGACCUUCUGCAGGAGGAUGAGGUUAAGCUGCCUUGCUGGUCUUCUUCUCUCCGUAAGAAAUCCCAGCAAGGUCAUUGGACUGUCCCGCCUACCAAAGCAGCGUCUCCAUUACUGCUCUGAAGGAUCUCGCAACGCAAAUCCUUUUCGCCUGGAAUAGCGUUGGAUCGCGCUGUGUGCAUUCUCGCAGGUCUGGGUAUAUUUUGCAUACCGAAAAAGACGGGACUUCCCCCUAGAAUGUUGAAUUUCCGGAAAAGUUGAUUUGUCACCAAAUACUGUUUACUGCAGUUUGACGCUCCUAAUGACGUCAUCCUUACAAAUGGUUUGCAGCCAAUAAGGGUGACCGAUGUUGUGUGGCGGACGGUCCUCCUCCUCCUCACGUCUCUUCAUUGUUUGUAUCUCAAUAGAAUAAUAGACACUUUGCACCUUCAGCCAAAAUGGUGAGAUUCGUCUGUGUGGAUAGAAGAUCUCCCAUGUUACAUCUUUUUCUUUUUCUUUUUCUUUUUUUUCUUUUUUUCCAUGGCUUAAUCUUUCAAGAUUUCCAAGAGAUUAAUAAUUAAAAAAAAGUGUCUGUAUUUA
Messenger RNA from Rana temporaria (common frog), 1216 nucleotides. RefSeq names its product selenoprotein S (gene SELENOS). Gene Ontology annotation, biological process: endoplasmic reticulum unfolded protein response; retrograde protein transport, ER to cytosol. The coding region runs from base 97 to 660 and encodes 187 amino acids. The record is from RefSeq and is a predicted model, not a curated record. The transcript is spliced from 6 exons. Lineage: Eukaryota; Metazoa; Chordata; Amphibia; Anura; Ranidae. Gene Ontology annotation, cellular component: endoplasmic reticulum membrane; Derlin-1-VIMP complex; Derlin-1 retrotranslocation complex.